This is a messenger RNA of Lepus europaeus (European hare), 3330 nucleotides long. It is a transcript of the gene MTF2, whose product is annotated as metal response element binding transcription factor 2. Gene Ontology annotation, molecular function: chromatin binding; DNA binding. The record is from RefSeq and is a predicted model, not a curated record. NCBI's taxonomy places the organism in Eukaryota, Metazoa, Chordata, Mammalia, Lagomorpha, Leporidae. The transcript is spliced from 15 exons. Gene Ontology annotation, biological process: chromatin organization; regulation of DNA-templated transcription. The coding region runs from base 286 to 2067 and encodes 593 amino acids. Gene Ontology annotation, cellular component: nucleus.
UCGGCACCGGAGUCGCUCUGCGAUCCCAGAAUGCACAGGCAGUCCGCGGGAAACCAAAAUGGCGAAGGGCUGUAGCGAAGUGGGCUGUGUUUGAGGCCGGUGUAAGAGCGCUCAGUCUACCCGCAACCCUCGUCCCCAAGGAGCUCCGUUUGUGUGUGCGUAUGUGCGGGGUGCCCGGUGGGGCGGGUGCCCGGUAAGUGCUCGGAGUCGCAAGGGAAGCGCCCACGGGGACGUGAUUGGUUGUUUUUUCCUGUAUGAAGCGGUUGGCACCACUGAAGUGACCGAAUGAGAGACUCUACAGGGGCAGGUAAUUCACUGGUCCACAAGCGGUCUCCUUUACGUCGAAACCAAAAGACCCCAACAUCCUUGACCAAGCUGUCUUUACAGGAUGGACAUAAAGCCAAAAAGCCAGCAUGUAAAUUUGAAGAGGGUCAGGAUGUCCUAGCUAGAUGGUCAGAUGGCUUAUUUUAUCUUGGAACUAUCAAAAAGAUAAACAUAUUGAAACAGAGCUGCUUCAUCAUAUUUGAAGACAGUUCUAAAUCCUGGGUUCUCUGGAAGGACAUUCAAACAGGAGCCAGUGGAAGUGGGGAAAUGGUCUGUACAAUAUGUCAAGAAGAGUAUUCAGAAGCUCCCAAUGAAAUGGUUAUAUGUGAUAAGUGUGGCCAAGGAUAUCAUCAGUUGUGUCACACACCUCAUAUUGAUUCCAGUGUCAUUGAUUCAGAUGAAAAAUGGCUGUGUCGACAGUGUGUUUUUGCAACAACAACAAAGAGGGGUGGUGCACUUAAGAAAGGACCAAAUGCCAAAGCAUUGCAAGUCAUGAAGCAGACAUUACCCUAUAGUGUGGCUGACCUUGAAUGGGAUGCAGGUCAUAAAACCAAUGUCCAGCAGUGUUACUGCUAUUGCGGAGGCCCUGGAGACUGGUAUUUAAAGAUGCUACAGUGCUGCAAAUGUAAGCAGUGGUUUCAUGAGGCUUGUGUGCAAUGCCUUCAAAAACCAAUGCUAUUUGGAGACAGGUUUUAUACAUUUAUUUGCUCUGUCUGCAGUUCUGGACCAGAAUACCUCAAACGUCUACCAUUACAAUGGGUAGAUAUAGCACACCUAUGCCUUUACAACCUAAGUGUUAUUCACAAGAAGAAAUACUUUGAUUCUGAACUUGAGCUUAUGACAUACAUUAAUGAAAACUGGGAUAGAUUGCACCCUGGAGAGCUGGCAGACACACCAAAAUCUGAAAGAUAUGAGCAUGUUCUGGAAGCAUUAAAUGAUUACAAGACCAUGUUUAUGUCUGGGAAAGAAAUAAAGAAGAAGAAGCAUUUGUUUGGGUUGCGAAUUCGUGUUCCUCCUGUGCCACCAAAUGUGGCUUUCAAAGCAGAGAAAGAACCUGAAGGAACAUCCCAUGAAUUUAAAAUUAAAGGCAGAAAGGCAUCCAAACCUAUAUCUGAUUCAAGGGAAGUAAGUAAUGGCAUAGAAAAAAAAGGAAAGAAAAAGUCUGUGGGUCGUCCUCCUGGCCCAUAUACACGAAAAAUGAUUCAAAAAACUGCUGAGCCACCUUUGGAUAAGGAAUCAGUUUCAGAGAAUCCUUCUUUGGAUUUACCUUGUUCUAUAGGGAGAACUGAGGGAACUGCACAUUCAUCCAAUACCUCAGAUGUGGAUUUCACGGGUGCUUCCAGUACAAAAGAAACUACCUCGUCUAGUAUUCCCAGGCAUUAUGGAUUGUCUGACUCCAGAAAAAGAACUCGAACAGGAAGAUCUUGGCCUGCUGCAAUACCACAUUUGCGGAGAAGAAGAGGUCGUCUUCCAAGAAGAGCACUCCAGACUCAGAACUCAGAAAUUGUAAAAGAUGAUGAAGGCAAAGAAGAUUAUCAAUUUGAUGAACUCAACACAGAGAUUCUGAAUAACUUAGCAGAUCAGGAGUUACAACUCAAUCAUCUGAAAAACUCCAUUACCAGUUAUUUUGGUGCUGCAGGUAGAAUAGCAUGUGGUGAAAAAUACCGAGUUUUGGCUCGUCGGGUGACACUUGACGGAAAGGUGCAGUAUCUUGUGGAAUGGGAAGGAGCAACUGCAUCCUGACUGUAGGACUGAACAUUAUGUUCACUGCACUCUCAUUUUCUGUAGGUACAGUUCAAAGUCCUAAAGGAGUCUGGCUUUUACUAUCUUUCUUAAAAAAAAAAAAAAGUAAAAAAAAAUUCAUGAAUGGGGAUGAUACUAGCCUUAACAUGAACCUGUUAAUGUUAUGGAUAUUGUCAUAAAAAAGAUAUCUUUUAAAAAUCAGAGACUUAAUUUUUUAAAUCUUAAGAUUUGUAGACUGUUUCUAGGAUAGGAUAUUAAAAAUGAUUCAAACCCAUGCAUGGUGUUAGAUAAUUUUCUAAUUAUUCCAUUUGGUCAGUUUUUGUGAUUGGUGGUUAUCAGAGCAAACAGAUCAUGUAGAUAGCACAAGUAUUUGGAGAAACAUUGUCUGUUUUGUUACCAAAAUGUUGGAAAAAAUUUAUUUCAAUACCUUUUAGAUUUCAUAAAGUGCAGUGUAUAUAAUGCCUACUGAAAGACUGUAAAAUAUUGAAAUUUUCUUUCAAGCAAAGUGUAAAAAAUAUAUUGAGCCUGUAAAUUGCUCUGUGACUAGACUUCAUUGUCGUCUUAAUAUAUUCUUUGCAUGUGCAUAUAUAUACACAUAGGUGUGUAUAUAUGUGUGUGAUUAUGUGACCUAUGCAAUACAAAUUAUGGGAAUGGGCAGCUUUGGAGUAUAUAUAUCCCAUAAUUCUCUUUUCAGGAAUAGUUGCAGUAUUUACACAGCAGCAUUUCUUCUCAGGCUUUUAUUGGGUGCUGUUGCUUGCUAUGUAUGAAGAGAAAUGUGUCAGACCAGUCUAGUGUGUUCUGAAGAAGAAUGUGAAGAAGUGUUCAUGGGCUUUUAGAAUGCUUUUCACUUUCAGUCCUUGUAACUCAGCUGUUCAGUACCUAGAACAUUCAAAUAAGAUGAACAUUAUCUCCUACUAGAAGUAAUGCUUUCAAGUUUUCAUGGCACAUUAUGAUUGUAAAUGUCUCUCAGUUUUAACAGUCUAUAGGAGUCCCAUGAAGAUUCCUAAAAUGUUUGUAGUAACUGUUAGUCAUGUUUGGAUAAGUGUAGUAUGAACAAAGUAUUUUAUUGCACAGGGUUAACAAACAGUAUGUUGCCAGCUGAGGCUACUGCUGUUUAUUACAACAUUACCUCUUGUUUUUAUAAAAUGUACCAAGAUUUAAAUUGAUAACUUUAUUUUACCUGUAAAAAAGAAAACAGUUUCUUUUAUCACCAGUGUUAGAGUUGUCUUCUAUUUCUUUUUUGCUUUUUUUUUUUUUUUUUUU